This is a messenger RNA of Paramacrobiotus metropolitanus, 2560 nucleotides long. Its product is annotated as receptor-type guanylate cyclase gcy-17-like. The transcript has 16 exons. Gene Ontology annotation, molecular function: protein kinase activity; peptide receptor activity; guanylate cyclase activity. The record is from RefSeq and is a predicted model, not a curated record. Lineage: Eukaryota; Metazoa; Tardigrada; Eutardigrada; Parachela; Macrobiotidae. The coding region runs from base 119 to 2560 and encodes 813 amino acids. Gene Ontology annotation, biological process: cGMP biosynthetic process; protein phosphorylation; receptor guanylyl cyclase signaling pathway.
UAUCAGUUUUGUGGCCAUUGGACGCAUAGCGCCGUUGACUACGUACGGGAAUUUGCCGUACGUUGGUCCACCGUUGUCGGUUGGCAUCGAAUAUGUUCAGCAGAAAUACGCCGGCACCAUGAACUUUACUUUGAACAUCCUGUACGAACCGCUGCGUCUCGGCCAAGCACCGCCGGAACUGGCUGAGAAUGCUGUACGAUUGGCGGCUGAAUGGCAUUAUACUAAACGGAAGGAGAGCGACAUUACCAUCUACCUUUUUUCCGGCGGGGCUGAAGUAAGCACGGAAAUCCCGCAUUUUAUGCGACUUUGGAACACCCUCUGGAUUUCAACGCUUUCGGUCACUUCGCAAAUCAGUGACCGCAUUAUGAACCCCACAUGGAUCGCUGUCAACGACUUCUCCACCUCCCAAUGUGCGCAUCUGUACAUCGACAUUUUGACGAAGUAUCGUUGGACCACGGUGUACCUGAUUACUGAUCCGGGAGACCCCAGCGUUUUUGGAGCUAUCUCAGGGAUGCUUUCGAAGGAGCUGGCCAGGCAGCCGAGUAUCCGGUACACUGCGCGGCGCAUAUCGACAAAAGGCGCCGGUGUAGCGUACGGAAACUUUGAAUCGGUUUUAAGGGACGUUGCUGCAGUUAGUCGUGUGGUUUUAUUCUUCGGCCACGCCUUCUUUCUACGGGAGCUUCUGAUUACGGCAGAAUGGUUAGGCAUGACGAAUGGAGAAUACGUUUACAUUGCUCUGGAAACUAUGCGCAAUAAACCGAUCAUCGGCGAUUUCAACUGGCAUUACAACGACGACAACGACCAGAUUGCAUUUCGUGCGUACCAAUCGCUGCUGCUCCUGCAACCAAAAAACAUCGAUACGCCACCCAAUAUGCAGCUGGGAAUGGAGUUUAUUCGCCGCUCCGCACGAGAUUACAACCUCACCUACAACAUUUCAGAUCAGAACUUCCCAAACCUUGUCAGCAGUUACUGGGCAGUUGUGGCCACCGCCUCACUCAUCAAUGAAUCGCUUUCUCGAACGGAUCGUACAGAUUUCCAGAACGGUAGGGCCCUGGCGCGCCUCUUCCUCAAUCACACCUAUGAUGACCAGUACGGGAGUCUCUACGUGGACAGCACUGGACAACGACGCACGGAUUUUGUUGUCACAUACUUCACGACACUGGGAAUUCGUACACCACUGCUAGUUAAGAUCGGCACAGAGGACAUGCUGAACGAGGCCAUAAAUUUAACGGAGUGGACCAACUCCAGAAAAGCAUUUCCUCCACCGAAUGAACCGCAGUGCGGAUACUUGAACAAUAAAUGUUUAUCGAAGAAUACCAACACAUCAUUGUGGAUUAGCCUCUUUACCGUACUGGGAAUAUCCGUCGUCGCAGGAAUUUUCGGUGUAUUUUAUUGGCGGUACAAAAAAUUGAAAGAUGGCGAACAACUUCUGCACGAUCCUUGGUGGCAAGUGGACAUAGACGAUCUGAAAGCAGCCAAUGCUUCCUCGAUGUUUACUGCACCAACCGCACAGCCGUACAAUGGCUCGAUUUCCUUAGGAGCGGAGACAACGAUGCGAUUCGUUUCGCUGAAGGGCAAACCCGCGGUAUGUUUUCCGUGUGGACGCGGAGAACCGGCACUGAAUUUUAAAGACAUCUUCAAGAUCUACAAUUUACUCAAGCUGUUUAAAAAAUUGCGAGGAAUCGAACACCAGAAUAUCGGGCAGUUUUAUGGAUUAAGCAUCGCCAGAAGCGGUGCUGGGUGGUGUAACGUUUUCGUGUUGUUCGGCUGCCCAUCACGUGGCAGCCUACCGCAGGUGUGCUGCAGCGCCAUCGGCAGGGAUUUCACGUUCACCAGUUCCUUCGUCAUGGACUUCCUUGAGGGAUUAAAUUACGUCCAUCAUUCGCGGCUGCGUUAUCACGGUCGAUUGAGUACGUUUAACUGCUGGAUCGACAAGCAUUUCACGCUGAAGCUGAUGAACAUAGCCAGCGACAGGAUCUGCAGUCAGCUGGAAAGUGUGGAUAACGUCACAGACUGCUUUGGCCCGACGCAUUGCAGCUGGGAACCGUUAUUCUGGUUGGUCCCGGAAUUGGACGAAAUCGACCAAUCAGACAGCGCCGUCACGUCCAUGCAGGCUGUCGAUAUAUUCUCCUCGGGACUGAUUCUCUACGAUAUUCUGACAGCCGGAUCGUUAUACCGGAAAAUGCAGGACAAGUUCGGCAUAUCAACUGUCGUCGAUAUGGAGUUUGCUUUCGAUAAUCCACUCAUUGCCGCGGUGGAUUUCAUGGAGAUCGCCGAACUGGCCAGUGUCAUUCAUACGUGCUUAAGCGCACUUCCUGAAGAUCGGCCGAGUAUCAAGCAGCUGCGCUCGCAACUACGCGAGUUGUCGCCGCUGCUAGCGCCGGAAAUGAAUCAGUAUAAACUUUUCGAUAAAAUAUACCGGCAACUGUGUCUGUAUUCCAAUCAGCUGGAGCUGGAUGUGAUCCUGCGGACCAAAGCGCUGCAGGAUGCUCGCCGGCGCUGUGAUGCCCUGGUCAGGCAGUUUUUACCAAAGUAUAACAUAUUGGUGGUGCUGCCUUAA